UAUAGUCGAACGAUAAACCUGUUUCUUUGUUCGUGCGCAGCUGCAAAAGAACGAGGGGGUGAGACAAAAUCUGCACCGAGACUAUACCCACCAUCUACUACAAUUCAGUGUAUCACUGUACGUUAAUGCAAGCUAUUCGAAGCAUCAGAGCAACGAGAAAUCAUCACGAUGAACAUGAAGACUUAUUUUGCAAUUUUAGUCUGCGCAAUGAGUAUUGCCGUAAUAAACGCUACAACAGAUGACCAAAUACCUCUGCAAAAAAAAUUGUUUGUGUCAAUUUACUAUAGUGCUCGCUCUACAGCUAGUAUACAUUUUAUUUUGACAAAACUCAAGCCACUCUAUUGCAGUAUACAAAAUUAUGUUUUCUUGGACUUGGUGCCAUUCGGUCAUGCUUAUAGCACAAAUUUUGGAUUUUAUUGUACAAACGGCCAUAUUGAGUGUCGUGCCAACACAAUACAUAAUUGUGUGUUCGACCAAUUUCCUCACAAUUCUACAGCUCAUUUGGAGUACUUGGGUUGUGCAUUACAUCAUGCGGAUAAUACAAUACAUUUUGAAGAAAAAUGCGCUGGUUAUGUUGGACUCAGCAUAGAUGAAGUUCAUAUGUGUGCUACUACCAGAAAGGGCUAUUUGCUUAUGUUGACGGCUGAAAUAGAUACUAAGGAUAAAACUCAUGGACCACGAUUUGUACCUUCUUAUGUUUUUGAUGAUUUUUACAAUGAUCGUGAUCAAAGACUUGCGCAAGAGGAUUUUGAAGCAAUACUUUGUCAGAAAUUAAUCGACCAUGGGUUUACAAAUGUUUGCAAAACCAUUAAUAGUGUUUUGAGAGUGAAUAAAGUUUGUUAAAAAGAAACUCAAGAACUAUGCAAGUAGCAAGUUCCAAUAGGUACUAAUGAUAAUAUUAAUAAAAAAAAAAAUAAUAUGUUUUCAUCGAUUAAUAAUUUUAUAUUAAGAUUAAUUUUGAAUACACAUAACCACCAUAAGUGUAACUUUCAAUUCCACCAAUAGUGAUUAAGUGUAAAAAUGUGUAAAAAAUAUUGACAUUCUUUUCAUAGUAUGAAUUAAUAAGCUAUUGUAAUCUGUGGAGUGCCAAAACUGUACAUUAAAUUAAAGUAUAAUACAUGUAUGAAUGUUAUAGAAAUUGUUUUAGUAGAAAUCAGACUAGUUUUCUUUUGGUGGAAUUGAGAAAUGUAUACUAUUGGUGGAAACAUUAUUAUU
Molecule: messenger RNA, 1215 nt
Organism: Myzus persicae (green peach aphid)
Lineage: Eukaryota; Metazoa; Arthropoda; Insecta; Hemiptera; Aphididae
Product: gamma-interferon-inducible lysosomal thiol reductase-like
Exons: 5
Coding region: 169-843 (224 amino acids)
Molecular function (GO): oxidoreductase activity, acting on a sulfur group of donors, disulfide as acceptor
Source: RefSeq, a predicted model, not a curated record